This is a messenger RNA of Dissoconium aciculare CBS 342.82, 774 nucleotides long. RefSeq lists its product as uncharacterized. The transcript has 2 exons. NCBI's taxonomy places the organism in Eukaryota, Fungi, Ascomycota, Dothideomycetes, Mycosphaerellales, Dissoconiaceae. Bases 1 to 774 code for a protein of 257 amino acids. The record is from RefSeq and is a predicted model, not a curated record.
AUGGCACGCAUGCCGGCUGUACGGUGGAUCGCGAUCCAUUGGGCCCGUUCCUCUUCUCCUUCCUCCCUCCCGCCCGUCCCGGCGCCAGCAGCGCAAGAACGCGCGUGGGCUGGCCUGCUGCUUCUCGAGUGGUGUCCUCCUGCGCCCAGUGGUAACUGCAAUGUUAUGAUGAUCGCCCACACUGUAGAUGUUGACUUUUGGUGCACUUUCGGGCUGUUGCAGUCGGUUCCACGCAGACUGAACUGCGGUCAGUCUCUUUGUCUUGGGGAGCACGAUACAGUACCGUACACAGAAUCAACUGUUAUAAGACCAGCAGACAAUCGAGGCGAUACAAGCAAGCAAGGCGCCUGUCAGCAAGCAAGCCAGACCACGCCAGCUGGUCAGCCAGGUGGACGGAUGGGCUACCCCAUACUGUUGGACUACGGUGUGCUGCUGCUGCUGCGUGACUCUGGUCUCGUCCUUGCCCUACCUCCAUACAUCACUCCCGCCUAUACUCUACUACACUCCAGUACAAUCCUAUACUGUACUCCACACCAGUGCGACCACGCUACUGCCACCACACUUGCACUUCAAAGCCUCGCACCCGACACUGGGUCGGCAACGUUCCCAUCGCGCUCUCUCCAACUCUCUUCCACACUCUCCUCGCCAAUUCCGCAGAUCAACUCGCCAUCACCACCAUCAACCUUCCGAACAUACGCACACUGCAUUCAUGCUGGAAUUAUUGGCCGCCGAGAGAGAUUCCUACCCAUCAUAACCGUCAUGGUCGUCGCAUAA